AUGCUUUUUCUUUUCGAGACACAUAUUAAAAAGGUGGAGAUUUGCGACAACCAUCCCUCGGGGGUCCGCGUCUCAAUCCAAUGCAACGAUGUCUCCGGAUUGACCAGGAUAGACUCGAGCCUUUCGCCAGUGUCAAGGAUGGAGGGCCAAGUUAUCCCUUUGGCCUGCAACUGGCGCUGCAUGGUUCUUCGGACAAAGUUGGCUAACGAGUCGGAGGAGAAUAUUAGAUUCAGUGGCGGGCCAUCUCUUGCAUCAUCAUCCAGAGUGAACCGUGUCGAUCUUCCGGCAGAUCAACAUCCUCCCGCUUCUGAAGAAAUCCAGGCACAAUCGAUCAAGACAAUCGGAGCAGGAAUCGAGACAAAUGAAGCCGAUGAACCUGCCCUCAAUGAACUCAAAGCCUCCUUGUCACACCCGAACUCCAGCCAUCACCAAUCCACAGAGAGCUUUGAGUCUUGUGUUGCGCCAAACGAGGGUCUGAUCCCUCAAUAG
This is a messenger RNA of Coccidioides immitis RS, 489 nucleotides long. RefSeq lists its product as uncharacterized. The transcript has 3 exons. The record is from RefSeq and is a predicted model, not a curated record. NCBI's taxonomy places the organism in Eukaryota, Fungi, Ascomycota, Eurotiomycetes, Onygenales, Onygenaceae. The coding region runs from base 1 to 489 and encodes 162 amino acids.